CAUUAACCCAAGCCCAUCCGUUUAUUUCCCAAGAGAAUGAGGGCUGAGGGUUGAUACUUCUGAGUGAGAGACACUGAGGCUGAGCACCACCACAAGCAACUAGCGGCGACCGGCGACCGGCGACGGAGAUUCCAUUCUCUCAUUAUUAAAGAAAUGGUGAUUCCUCCACCAGUUAGACCAGACAGAGUGCUGAAGUAUCUCAAACCUUACGUGCUGAGGAUGCAUUUCACAAACAAGUAUGUAAAUGCUCAAGUAGUUCACACGCCAACAGCAACAGUGGCUGCUUCUGCAAGCUCACAAGAGAAAGGCUUAAGGCUUGCCAUGGUAGAAUCAAAAGAAAAUACUAGAGACGUUGCUGCUGCAGCAAAAAUAGGUAAGUUGUUGGGAGAGCGGUUGCAGGCUAAAGGAGUUCCUGCUGUAUCUGUUUUCUUUAAGAAAGAACAAAGAUACCAUGGAAAGGUCAAAGCAGUUAUCGAUUCAGUCCGAGAAGCAGGCAUAGAACUGGUUUGAUUGGAUUCCCUUUUAUUAGUCUGCUUGGACAAUUUGCUUGCCUCAGUUCUUGCAAUGUAUAAGAUGUCACUUCUGAUAUUUCCUGUGUUUUGAGGCUUCUAUUCCAAGAACAAGGUUCAUAACCUCGUCGCCCCCCACACGCUACAUAUUUUUCGUAGCAAGAGUUGCAUGAUACUUGUGAAUUUUAUUCAUCAUUUGGUUGAAAGUUCAUUAAAAGCCUUCAAAAAUCUGAAUUUGAUUACUUGUACUCCUGGAGUAUUAAAUAAAAGAUGUUAUGCUAUUUGACAUUUUAAAAA
Molecule: messenger RNA, 806 nt
Organism: Solanum lycopersicum (tomato)
Lineage: Eukaryota; Viridiplantae; Streptophyta; Magnoliopsida; Solanales; Solanaceae
Biological process (GO): translation
Cellular component (GO): ribosome
Molecular function (GO): 5S rRNA binding; structural constituent of ribosome
Source: RefSeq, a predicted model, not a curated record